Molecule: messenger RNA, 849 nt
Organism: Andrographis paniculata
Lineage: Eukaryota; Viridiplantae; Streptophyta; Magnoliopsida; Lamiales; Acanthaceae
Product: 60S ribosomal protein L13a-4-like
Exons: 4
Coding region: 46-666 (206 amino acids)
Biological process (GO): translation; negative regulation of translation
Cellular component (GO): cytosolic large ribosomal subunit; ribosome
Molecular function (GO): structural constituent of ribosome; mRNA binding
Source: RefSeq, a predicted model, not a curated record
CCCGUCGUCAUCCUCACACCGUUCUUCUGCCGCAGAUCCAGAGAGAUGGUGUCCGGUUCAGGGAUCUGUGCGAAGAAAGUCGUGGUGGACGCCAGGCACCACAUGCUCGGCCGCUUGGCUUCCAUUUUGGCGAAAGAGCUCUCGAACGGUCAAAAAGUAGUGGUCGUUCGAUGCGAGGAAAUAUGUCUUUCCGGUGGACUUGUGCGCCAAAAGAUGAAGUACUUGAGGUUCCUCCGUAAACGGAUGAAUACGAAGCCUUCUCAUGGCCCUAUUCAUUUUAGGGCUCCUUCUAAGAUUUUGUGGAGGACCAUUCGUGGAAUGAUACCCCACAAGACAAAGAGAGGAGAAGCUGCCCUUGCACGCUUGAAGGUUUAUGAGGGUGUUCCACCACCAUACGAUAAGAUAAAGAGAAUGGUCAUUCCAGAUGCCCUUAAGGUCUUAAGGCUUCAAGCUGGCCAUAAGUACUGCUUGCUGGGUAGGCUCUCGUCAGAAGUUGGAUGGAACCAUUAUGAUACUAUUAGGGAGUUGGAGGAGAAGAGGAAAGAGAGGGCCCAGGCAACAUAUGAGAGGAAGAAGCAGUUGACAAAGCUUAGAGUGAAAGCUGUGAAGGCUGCUGAGGAGAAGCUUGGCUCUGAACUUGACAUUCUUGCUCCGGUCAAGUAUUGAAGUUCAGUUCUCUACCGCAUUUGCUUUUGCUUUGUUUUAAUUCGACAGUUUUGUUAUUGGAUUAAAUUAUGAUAUAGGUAUCAUCAUUCCCUUCUCUUCCCUUCGGAUUGUUGAAUCCUCCUCUUGUGCAACUUGAAUCACUACUUCAUAUUUUACCAAAUGAUUUUUGCAGUCUUAUUCUCA